Closterium sp. Naga37s-1 is the source of this 1017-nucleotide messenger RNA. NCBI's taxonomy places the organism in Eukaryota, Viridiplantae, Streptophyta, Zygnematophyceae, Desmidiales, Closteriaceae. The record is from the annotation of a GenBank genome assembly.
AUGUCCCUACUACUACAAAAGCUUCCCCUGCUGCUACUGCUUCUGGUUCCUCUGUUGGAGCCUCUCCAGCGGGGCCCUGCUGCUGGCGCUGCAGCAGCUGCUGGGCUGCCUAGCGCCGCCUAUCCAGCCAUUGUGACUGCGCUAGGGGCACGCAGGCAGAGGGAGACGGACCCUUUUGCUUCCAUGCUGGUUCAGAUCCUCGGUGUGAAAGAAAGCCAUGACCUGGAGGAAGGAUUUGGUGCUGUCAUGCAGAAUCUGCUGUCUGGUGGACUGGAGAAGGCGCAUGCAGAGAAGAAAGGGAGAGGGGGGACAGGAGUUGGAGGGCAGAUGGAGCAUGAUGGGAAUCAAGAAGGGUCAUGGAUGGACGGUGGUGGCAAGGAUGGUAGGGAUGGGAAGGGCGGGCAGUGGAGGGAGCAUCUGAAGGGGGGUGAGUGGGAGAGGUACGUGGAUGGCAUGGCUUGGAUUCUGGAGCAUGGAGGGGGGGAAGGGAGGGAGUUCCGGUGCAGCCACUGCAGUGAGGGGGGCAGCAGCAGCAGCAGCAGCAGCAGCAGCAGCAUUGGUGGCGGUGGCAGCAGCAGCAGUGUGGGCGCAACGACUUUUCCCAAGGGCAUGUGUGUGAGUGGCGUGGGUGCGACCGACUUUGCUCUUUCCGUUGCUGCUGUGCUGUCCACGCCAGAGUACUGCAAGGAAAGUGACUUGUACUUCCUAGACGGCAACACUGCGAGCAAGACACGGGUGGAGGAUGCAGCUAUUGAGACGGCCAGGGAGAGGCUGAGCAUGAUGGCACGGGGUGAAGGAGGGGCAGCAGGCAGAGCUCAGCAUGGUGUGUGGCCAGCAGCAUGGUGUGUGGCCAGCAGCAUGGUGAGUGGCCAGCAGCAUGGUGAGUGGCCAGCAGCAUGGUGUGUGGCCAGCAGCAUGGUGUGUGGCCAGCAGCAUGGUGUGUGGCCAGCAGCAUGGUGUGUGGCCAGCAGCAUGGUGUGUGGCCAGCAGCAUGGUGUGUGGCCAGCAGCAUGGUGA